AUGUCCAGCAUAGGGAUGGCGGCCGGACUGAGGCGGGGGGCGAUGGCGCUGCCCGCGGGGCUCCGCUGCGGCCGGCUGCCCGCCGCGGCCCACCCCCGCCGCGGCCUCCUCCUCCUCCGCCCGCCGGCCGCGCCGCGGGCCCCGUCCGGCCGCCUCGGGCCUGCGCCCCUCCGGCCGCCCUGGCCCCCCGCGCGGCCCUACAGCGGCGGCGGCGGCGAAGGGGGGCGUCGGAGCGUGGUGGUGGUGGGCGUCCCCAACCCCCUGAUGUGGCUCCGCACCCGGCUCUACUUCUUCCUCAUCCGCGCCUACUUCGACCAGGACUUCAGCAUCCACGAGUUCACGCAGGGCGCCAAGCAGGCCUUUGCUCAUGUUUCGAGGUUGAUUUCCGAGAGUAAAUAUGAUUUGCUGGAGGAGUUGAUAUCUAAAGAGAUGCUUCAGGUGCUGAAGGAGAAGGUCUCUUUGCUGUCUGAAGACCACAGAAGCGCCCUGGCUGCUGACAUGGACGAAAUAAUGUACACGACGGCAGGAGACGUUGGCAUAUACUACGAAGAUAGCGGAAGAAAGUUUGUUAGUAUCCUGAUGCGCUUCUGGUACCUGACCAACGCUGACCUUCCUGACGAAACUCCAGAUGGAACCAAAGUCUUCCAGGUUGUGUUUGGCGAUGAAACGACCAAGGAAACGAAACGCCUCUUGACAGCAAACUAUGAGUUCCGGAGAGAAUUUACCCAAGGUGUAAAACCGGACUGGACAAUUACCCGGAUCGAACACCCAAAACUUUUAGAAUAAAUUCACUGAACACCAUUUUCACGGACCAUUAUC
Molecule: messenger RNA, 819 nt
Organism: Euleptes europaea (tarantolino)
Lineage: Eukaryota; Metazoa; Chordata; Lepidosauria; Squamata; Sphaerodactylidae
Gene: MAIP1
Product: matrix AAA peptidase interacting protein 1
Exons: 6
Coding region: 1-786 (261 amino acids)
Biological process (GO): protein insertion into mitochondrial inner membrane from matrix; inner mitochondrial membrane organization
Cellular component (GO): mitochondrial inner membrane
Molecular function (GO): ribosome binding
Source: RefSeq, a predicted model, not a curated record